Molecule: messenger RNA, 859 nt
Organism: Triticum aestivum (bread wheat)
Lineage: Eukaryota; Viridiplantae; Streptophyta; Magnoliopsida; Poales; Poaceae
Exons: 1
Coding region: 20-646 (208 amino acids)
Molecular function (GO): protein binding
Source: RefSeq, a predicted model, not a curated record
GGUCGAUCAAUCGGCCAAGAUGUCGUCCCUGCCUCACGAGCUAGUCGUGUGGGAGACCCUUGUCCGGCUGCCCGCCAAGUCGCUGCUACGGCUAAGGUGUGUCUGCAAGGCUUGGCGCCACACCAUCUCCGACGCAAACCCCUCCUUCUCUCAAGCGCACCUUCGCCAGCUUCACCAGCAAGACAAGAAGCUCUGCAGCCUGCUCAUCGCACCACGUAUCAAAAGCGAUGCGGAAGUUCCCCACAACAUAAGAAGACCAUGGGUCGAAAGGAAGAUCGCCACCCCGGGACUGUAUCUGUGGGAGGAGAGCCGGCAGGGCGUCACGACCCUCUUGCAGAGGAAGCCAACAAAAGACAUGGGUUUGCCCACUGCGACGGGCUCGUGCUCGUGCCCGCCGAGGAUACCGUGCGCAUGCUCAACCCAGCCACAGGUCGAGUCCUCGAGCUGCCUUGGAGCCUCAACAGCGUUGCACCGCGCCGGCAUUUGGUGGCACAAGGACACCAAGCGUUCGGCUUCAGGCGCGACCAUCACUCCAAUGCCUACCGUGGAACGCGUGCCACGGGUGGCCUUGGGAUGGAGGUGUUCACUAUCGGAAAGGACCGCUACUGGCGUGAGACAGCCGCACAACCACUGUUCCCGUUUCUAGUAGGAUGGAUUAUGACCUUCUUCAAGGGUUCCUUGAUCUGGACAGUUGACUAGUACUCGCUUAUGUAUGAAUAUGAUCACUUGCUUUUACAUGGUCUUGCAAGUAUGUCGUGCUUUGUCCAGCUUAGCCUCGAAGACGAGUCAUUCAGUAUCAUAACGGGUCCUCCAUGGUUUGAAGGGGGCAACUAUUUGGAAUCCAGAUUAGCUGAGUUGA